AUGGCAUACAGCGCAUCAGCUCCGCGAGUGGUUCGCAUACUUUCUCUCUUUCUCUACCUUCAAAUACUCUUGUACACUAUCGGUAGCGUUACUGGAUUCAAACUGCCUUCGUUUCUGAACAGUCAAGCACCCGCUGGCCUCAGAUUUCAGGAUACUGAUAAAUUUCCAGACGAUGACUCCCAAAUUUCAAUUGAUCUUCCACUAUUACUCCAUACAAAUCCCGCUCAAAGGAAUAUUUUCUUCUCUAAGGCUCUGAAUUUACUAGAUUCAAUGCAGCACGCGCCAUCCUGCAACCAGCGUGCUGUCGCAAGUUUGAUCACAUCUUGUCAAGCCUUAUCACCUGAGACAAGUGAGAGGAGACAUUACACUCACUCUGACUUGGACCAUGUCAAAUCGUUAUAUGCUGCUCGAUUAGCAGUAUGCGAGAUAACUGGGACUGGAGCCACGAUACCCGAAAAAUGCUUAGAUACAUUUCCUUCUCAUAACGGCUGGAGACCCCAGUACAAGGACAGUUCUCAGGGAUUCCAAGUCGCAGACGGGGAAAGGAAUAUCCCCGCGGCAGUACUGGAGUUAUGUCUCAGAUCCCUGGAAUCAAAACCACAGUGGUGGACAAGCUAUAGCAACGGUCGUCAAAAUGCUGCUGUGAUGUGCCAUGCCGCUCGCUUUGAGAUUGAGAAGGAAGAACUUCUUAAUCAUCAUAGAAGCCUAACUGAAGUUACUCAUGGAUUAAACAUGCACUUGAACCAAUCUCUGGAAGAUUCUUAUACCCAAGCUCAGCAGCAUCGUGAAUUUAUAAGGAGUAUUGAUACCCUACAGCAAAGUCUACUACGUGACCUACGUAGAAAUAGCAACAGUAUUCAAAAUCAAGUUACGGAGCUCCUAUCAGGUACCAGAGAUAUGUUUCGUAAUGCAAAUGGAGAAUUCCGGGGGUUUAUUGAAACCACUUUGACCGAGACUGCUACUCUCACUAAGCAAAUUAAAUCGUCCAUUAUCUCGGCUCAAGAAGUAAAAAGAGCUUUGAACGAGGUACUUGUCAAAGAAGUGAAGCAAAACUCAGACUUAGUUUCUGCAGAGCAGACUGCUCUCCUAGCCAAUGCUCAUCUUAUUACCGAUAUUCAAGGCUCACUCACCGAGGUAAAGCAGGCUGGAAUGGGUAUCAUAGCGGAAGAGCUGAAACAUCUCCACAUGUCGAUGCGUGUGAAACAUAUUGAUGCAGCCCUUAGCCACUUUGAAGAGAAAACUGCGUUUCUUCAAAACGUGAUGACUACGCAGAUAUUAAACCAAACUCGACUCCAGCAAUCUUUCCAUGAAGACCUUCGUGCAGCUCAAGCUCUUUUACACAACAUCACAAACUCUGCUAUAUAUCUACAGGCCACGAUCGGAGAUGCCCAAUCUACAUUCAGUACACUUAUUCCGCGGAAAGGAUCACUAAUAUCUAUAAUAUGGUGGCUGUGGUAUGCCACAGUAUUUGGCAUCCUGACUCUAUUUAAAACAAAACUUAUAGUAUAUGCUAUCUUUUUUUCUGUCUUCGGAGCAGUUCUUUUCAUAUUAGGAGGUCAUGACUGGCUUCAGACCAUUCAAAUACCCACUCUCAUCACCCUACGCCAAGUGACACCCGUCGAGAUAAUUUGCUUUGCACUGGUAUUUGUUAUUAGUGCUCUUACCAUUGUUAUUAUUACUGUCAAAGGAUUCCCUUCUAAGUCAAAACUCGGGAUGAACACGAAUUCGGAAGCAUUGAGGCUUCCUUAG
This is a messenger RNA of Trichophyton benhamiae CBS 112371, 1749 nucleotides long. Its product is annotated as nuclear membrane fusion protein Kar5, putative. The transcript is spliced from 4 exons. Gene Ontology annotation, biological process: karyogamy involved in conjugation with cellular fusion; nuclear membrane fusion involved in karyogamy. The record is from RefSeq and is a predicted model, not a curated record. Bases 1 to 1749 code for a protein of 582 amino acids. NCBI's taxonomy places the organism in Eukaryota, Fungi, Ascomycota, Eurotiomycetes, Onygenales, Arthrodermataceae. Gene Ontology annotation, cellular component: endoplasmic reticulum membrane.